Messenger RNA from Malus domestica (apple), 546 nucleotides. The record is from RefSeq and is a predicted model, not a curated record. NCBI's taxonomy places the organism in Eukaryota, Viridiplantae, Streptophyta, Magnoliopsida, Rosales, Rosaceae.
AUGGCUUCUGCUUCAGCAACUUCUCUCUGCAGGUUCCAAACCUUUCAAAACCAGCCAAUCAAGACCUGCCAGGCCAAAUCGGAGACAGUGCAAAAAGUGGAGAUUGUGAGUUUAACAAUUGGCUUGUUGCCUCCAGAGUCAGAGGUUUCCCCUGACUCCAAGUUUGCAUUACUUGGUGCCGACUCUCUCGACACCGUGGAGAUAGUGAUGAAUUUGGAGGAAGAGUUUGACAUUAGCGUUGAAGAGGAGAGCUCUCAGAACAUAAGCACGGUCCAAGAAGCAGCUGAUUUGAUAGAGAAGCUCAUUGAAAAGAAAUCAGCUGCUUAAUUUAUUCAAAUUAAUUGAGUUUAGUUAUGUUAAGCUUAUUGGUUAUGAGCUGCGACUUUUUCUUAUUUGAUUUGGUGAGGUUGGUUUGCAAGUUGUGGAUUUGAAUGACUUUGAUUUGGUUUGGUGAAGUUGCCUAGUUUUUUUCUACAACAUUGUUGCUGCAAAAAUGCAUGCUAUUUGUCCUUGUUAAUGUAUGUGAACAAAUAGGGCUUAUCAUAA